GGCCACGCCUGGUCCCGGCCGCGACUGACUGACCUGGACCUGCCACCCACGCGCCGUACCAACGCAAAAGCUCAGAUCAACCGAACCGGCACCGGAAUAGUCGUCCGUCCCCGCGGGGAGAGUCGCACGCACGGCCCGGCCUCUCGCGUCGCGGUGUCGGCGCCUCGUCGCGCAGACCGCAACCGCGCAGCUAGAGCAGAUCCCCCCGCCGCGCCGCGUCGUCUCGCUCUCAUCUCCUCCCCCAAAAAGCCGGAAGAGAGAGAGAGAGAGAGAGAGAGAGAGAGAAUAAUUCGAACGCGGCAUCGCGCUGGUGAGUGUGAGAGUGAGAUCGAUGGCGGCGGCGUCCAUCUCGCGGAGCCUCCUCCGCCGAUCCCGCUGCGGCGGCGGGGAGCACCACCUCCUCCUGCUGGCGCGCGGCUUCGUCACGGCGGAGUGCCACCGCCCCGUCGUGCUCCACAAGCGCGGCUCCGACAUCCUCCACGACCCAUGGUUCAACCGGGGCACGGGGUUCUCGAUGACGGAGAGGGACCGCCUCGGCCUCCGCGGCCUGCUCCCGCCCAACGUCGUCUCCUCCCAGCAGCAGAUCGACCGAUUCAUGCUUGACAUGCAACGGCUGCAGAAAUAUGCGAGAGAUGGCCCAUCGGAUACUUACCCGUUAGCAAAAUGGCGUAUCCUUAACAGGCUGCAUGACAGAAAUGAAACAAUGUAUUACAAGGUCUUAAUAGAUAAUAUUGAGGAACAUGCACCUAUUGUUUACACGCCGACUGUUGGACUUGUUUGUCAAAACUAUAGUGGUUUAUUUAGACGGCCUCGGGGAAUGUAUUUUAGUGCAGAAGAUCGUGGGGAAAUGAUGUCCAUGGUGUACAACUGGCCAGCUGACCAGGUUGACAUGAUAGUAGUGACUGAUGGAAGCAGGAUAUUGGGCCUGGGUGAUCUCGGGGUGCAUGGUAUUGGUAUUGCCAUUGGAAAGUUGGAUCUAUAUGUUGCUGCUGCUGGAAUAAAUCCCCAGAGGGUUCUUCCGGUCAUGAUUGAUGUGGGAACAAACAAUGAGAAGCUCCUCAAGGAUCCUCUGUAUCUUGGGUUACAAGAACAUCGUCUGGAGGGGGAAGAAUAUGUAGCGAUUAUCGAUGAAUUUAUGGAAGCGGUUUUCGCUCGCUGGCCGAAUGUUAUUGUACAGUUUGAAGAUUUCCAGAGCAAGUGGGCCUUCAGGUUGUUGCAGCGUUACAGGAAGACUUAUCGGAUGUUUAAUGAUGACGUUCAGGGAACUGCUGGCGUUGCUAUAGCUGGUCUCUUAGGAGCUGUAAGAGCACAAGGAAGGCCAAUGUUAGAUUUCCCAAAGCAAAAGAUUGUUGUUGCAGGGGCUGGCAGUGCUGGGAUUGGUGUUGUGAAUGCUGCAAGCCGGACUAUGGCAAGGAUGCUGGGAAACAAUGAGGUUGCUUUUGAGAGUGCCAGGAGUCAAUUCUGGAUAGUCGAUGCCCAUGGUCUAAUAACAGAGGAGCGCACAAACAUUGACCCAGAUGCACGGCCUUUUGCUAGGAGAAAGAGUGAACUAGGUCACCAAGGCCUAAGUGAAGGGGCGAGCUUGGUUGAAGUGGUUAAAAAGGUGAAGCCUGAUGUCAUACUUGGAUUAUCUGCUGUUGGUGGUUUGUUCUCAAAGGAGGUUUUAGAAGCAUUAAAAGACUCAUCCUCUUCAAGACCAGCAAUUUUCGCGAUGUCAAAUCCAACUAAGAAUGCUGAAUGUACACCUGAAGAAGCCUUUUCAAUUCUUGGUGAAAAGAUCAUCUUUGCCAGUGGAAGCCCAUUUAGUGAUGUGGAUCUUGGUAAUGGAAAGAUUGGCCACUCAAAUCAAGGGAAUAACAUGUAUCUCUUUCCUGGAAUAGGGCUUGGAACCCUUCUAUCUGGAGCACGGGUUAUCUCAGACGGAAUGCUUCAGGCUGCAGCUGAACGCUUGGCUUCGUAUAUGAAAGAAGAGGAAGUUCUCGAAGGGAUAGUAUACCCUCCAAUCUCCAGAAUACGUGAUAUCACCAAGGAGGUGGCAGCAGCAGUUGUGAAGGAAGCUGUUGCAGAGGAUCUAGCUGAGGGAUAUCGUGACAUGGAUGCACGUGAACUUGCAAGACUCAGUGAGGAAGAAACAGUUGAGUAUGUCCAGCAGAACAUGUGGAGUCCAGUUUAUCCAACAAUAGUGUACAAGAAAGACUAGAGCUUUAAUGUCCACGUAUUCUAUUGCUCAUGCCCAAUUCUCUGAAGGCUGCAGUUUGUAUCUUUCAAAAUACUGGCGCUUCUGUUAUGAGAAUCCAAUAUAUUGUUUUCAUGCAACGUCAAGUGUUAGUACACAAUAUUGUCUUGAUUUUAAAAUGGAUCUAAUACUGUUUGGAAGUGUAUAGUAGGCUCCCUAGGUCGAAUGUCGACUUUGCAUUUUAUAUCCACAACUAUUAGGUGCGCAACAAUUGGGACCUGUGUGCCAAUUCUACACAGAUGACUAUAACUUGUAUUUAUGUUUGAACACAUCAAUCAAUAGAAGCCUCAGGUUUACUGGUGGCAGUCUGUUCUUGCUGCCGUCACUGUUA
This is a messenger RNA of Oryza sativa Japonica Group (Japanese rice), 2567 nucleotides long. Its product is annotated as NAD-dependent malic enzyme 62 kDa isoform, mitochondrial. The record is from RefSeq and is a predicted model, not a curated record. Gene Ontology annotation, cellular component: mitochondrion. Gene Ontology annotation, molecular function: malate dehydrogenase (decarboxylating) (NAD+) activity; NAD binding. Gene Ontology annotation, biological process: malate metabolic process; pyruvate metabolic process. NCBI's taxonomy places the organism in Eukaryota, Viridiplantae, Streptophyta, Magnoliopsida, Poales, Poaceae.